AUGAUUGUUGCCCUGCUGCUCCUGGCUGCGGUGCAAUCGCUGUACACCUCCUCCUUCUGGGAGAAGAAGGGAAUCAACGUGCGAGACCAACUACUCGACGACGAAAACACACAGGCCGUCUAUCUACAGACCUCUUGCACUGAUGUUGAUCUUAGUGUUCCACCGUACAGCCACAACGGCGUGGUGAUGAGCGGCUACCUGAACGUCAACAAGGCCGGUUCAGGUCUCGGCUUUAUUUUCUACGGUAAGGAGGGAGCCAGCAAGGCCACGCUCAAGAACUUCCCCACCAUCAUCUGGCUCAACGGCGGCCCCGGCUCCUCCAGCCAGCUCGGCAACUUCAUGGAACUCGGACCCCACUUCGUCAGGCCCGCCGCCAUGGCCCCCUACGAGAUCGUCAAGAACAACUACACCUGGGUCAAGGAGUACAACGUCAUCUUCGUUGAUCAGCCAGUGGGUACCGGCCUCUCCUAUGCCGACCCGCAGCACCCAAGCCCCUACUGCAAGAACAUGACCGACGUUGCCAACGAUUUCUACUACGCCCUCAAGGAACUUUACCAGAACCCCAACGGAUGCUUUAACAAGUCGGAAUCACCGGAGCGCAUCCCCUCUUCGUGUUCGGAGAGAGCUAUGCCGGAAAAAAAUAAAGGAUUUUUGACCGGACUUAAGGGAGUUGCUAUUGGUGAUGGGUUCACUCAUCCUUAUCACAUCCUGACCCAAGAGCGCUUCCGACAGUGGGUGGACCUCCACGACACCUUCGACCUCGCCCUCGACCUCAUCGUCAACAUGAGCGGAGGAGUCAACGUCUACGACAUCACCAAGUACAGGGAAUACCCCGUCGAACUCAUCGCCUCCUUCCUCGAAAGCCCAGACAACAAGAAGAGGUUCGCCCUCAACGAUGGAGUCACCUUCGGAAAACAGAGCGGCAACGUCUAUGAAGCCCUCUACGCAGAUUUCAUGUACCAGUAUGUACACCUGGUCGAAAUGCUCCUCGAAGCCAAGGUCAACGUCCUCAUCUAUAACGGCCAGAACGAUCUGAUCGUCGAAACCCCAGGAACCUUCAAGUGGCCUUGGAAGGUGAAGGACAAGGUGGCGGGUUUCUACAAGAUCGUCGGCAAUCUGGAGUUGAGGACUGUGAACGACGCUGGACAUUUGGUGCCGAUGGACCAGGGCGAGAACUCCCUGGAGAUGGUGAAGAGCUUCGUGAAGAGGUCACUGUGA
Messenger RNA from Nymphaea colorata (pocket water lily), 1218 nucleotides. Its product is annotated as serine carboxypeptidase-like 48. NCBI's taxonomy places the organism in Eukaryota, Viridiplantae, Streptophyta, Magnoliopsida, Nymphaeales, Nymphaeaceae. Gene Ontology annotation, biological process: proteolysis. The record is from RefSeq and is a predicted model, not a curated record. The transcript has 4 exons. Bases 1 to 1218 code for a protein of 405 amino acids. Gene Ontology annotation, molecular function: serine-type carboxypeptidase activity.